AUGGAAAAGUCUUUACGUUACACGUUAUCGGUGGUCGCAGUGCUCAGGUCUGGCGCUACCUUUGUACCACUGGAUCCAAGCCACCCUCAAGACAGGUUGCAGAAACAGAUCGCACAGCUUGAUUCUCGGCUUGUGAUAUCAACCCCGAAUUUGUCAAAGAGGGCCCGCGAACUUUGCCCCACGGCUCUUGUACUGCAUGAUAAUCUAACAGCAGAAUAUGCAACGGGCCCCUUUCCAGUCACUGGUGAUGGAGAAUGGCGCACGAAAGUCACGCAAACAACUGCUGCCUACAUUAUAUUCACCUCUGGUAGCACUGGUAGUCCGAAAGGCGUCGUCAUAGAGCAUGGGGCGUUUACGGCCAGCGCGCUGGAGCGAGGGAAGCUCACUGGAUUGAAGCCGGGCUCCAGAGUUCUGCAGUUCGCAUCGCAUGCUUUUGACGUGUCGGUUGACGAAAUCCUCACAACACUAAUUCAUGGAGGGUGCGUCUGCGUACCAACCGAAGAGGAUCGUUUCAAUCUAUCGAACGCCAUCAGCAGCCUGCGUGUCAAUCAUGCGCUGCUCACACCAUCCUCGAUCAAAAUGAUCGAGCCGAGUCAUGUUCCGAGCCUGACCGCACUCCAGCUCGGCGGAGAGCUCAUACCAGACGAUGUUAUAGACACAUGGAGCAAACAUCUUCGCUUAUUCAAUGUAUACGGACCGACAGAGGCUAGUGUUGCGUGUAUAAUGUCAGAGAGGAGUUCAGCGACCAAGCUACCCGGGAACAUCAUUGGCCACGCUGUCGCCAGUACGUGUUAUAUCGUUGAUGCAGAAAAUCACCACACACUUUUACCAGCUGGAAAUGUCGGUGAGCUUGUGAUUGGUGGACGCAUCUUGGCGCGAGAGUAUUACAACGAUACAGAGCGUACGCGAGCCUCCUUCAUCACAGGCCUGGCGUGGGCCUCUUCGCCGGAGGAGCGCUUUUACAAGACGGGCGAUCUGGCCGAGAUGACGGAAACCGGGUCGACCAGGAUUCACGGUCGCAAGGAUAACCAGCUAAAAAUUAUGGGGCAACGCAUCAACGGCGAGGAAAUCGAAAGCUACCUCGCUGCGCUGCCCCAACUGCACAGCGCCGUUAUAGACCUGCCCAAACAGGGUUGCUUCCGCCAAAAUUUGGUUGCCCUGGUUGUGCGGCCGAGUACGCAGAGAGACGAAGACUGCGCGCGAGCGGCGAAGCCGGCCUUUUCGGAGCUGUCCUGCUAUUCUGAGGCCCGCGGUCUACCAUCGUCCUUGGUGGAGCUCCUACGAGAUUCCCUCGAACUCGAGUUCCCGCGGUCGAUGAUACCACACCACUGGAUAGAAUUGCCUUUUUUACCGCAGAAUUCAUCUUCGAAAAUCGAUAGGAAGGCCUUGCGGACAUGGCUAGCAACGCUAUCAGAUAGCUCGGUACUGCGAUUGCCGACCGAGUCGGAUCAAGUACAUGAUGCUCCCAUAGUCGAGGAUGGACUCGGCCUUGACUCCUUGUUUCGAGAUAUUCUGUGUCGCGUACUAUGGGGUGGGAAAGAUGUACAAAAAUCUUCUCAAUUGCGCCCCGAUGUCUCUUUUAUUCGUAACGGCGGAGAUUCUAUUAUGGCAAUCGAGCUGCGACGGCUGGCGCGAGACGCAGGCCUGUCGCUUCGCGUCCAGGAUAUCUUGUCCAACCGCAGCUUACGCGAACUGGCACAUUUGUCCAAUUCUUCCGACCAAAGUCAAAGCAACGCGCAUGACUCGAAGGGCGGGAGCUCUAUCGAGCCCUUCCCUCUCUCCCCUGUGCAGCAGUUCUUCUUUAAUGUGGUGGGCGACAGGCCGAAUAGCUUUGUGCAAAGUGUGGCCCUUGAAUUCAACCAACCCCUGACUUUGAAAGCGCUGGAAAAUGCAAUUUGGACGCUCGUAGCUGUGCAUCCUAUGCUGCGAGCGAGGUUUUUGUGUGAUGCGAUGGGAAAAUGGACUCAGAAAAUAUCCACGCACGCCGACAUGUCUCAGUACGUUGCCUUCCACCCAGGUACUGCGCUGAAUCUGGACACUGGGGCGCUGGAUAUCCCUGCCACCGCAGACGUGCUCUUGCGCGUCUUUGCUUCUGGAACAGAGCAAGCAUUAAAGGAUUUGACUAUAGUCGCGCAUCAUCUUGUUAUUGACUUGGUUUCUUGGAGGGUGAUUUUGCAGGAUCUGGAAAAUAUCCUCUUAUCAAAACCCAUUGACCAGCCCACAACGUCCUUCCAGAGAUGGUGUGUGCUCCAGAAAGACUACUCUCGCAGCCUUGACAGCACAAAGGUUCUGCCGAUACGUCUCGCCGAAGAAAACUACGAAUAUUGGUAUCCGAAACAAAUUGACACCUGUAAUGCAUUGUUUAAUAUGCAUGGCGACGUUAUGGACUUCACGUUUUGUGUGAAUACGUCCGCGACAGACAUUCUGCUUGACCAAAGCUCAGGAAUCAAACCCGUGGAUAUCAUGAUUGCGGCGUUCUACAAAGCCUUCGCAAGCACAUUUUUGGACCGAGAAACCCCCAACAUGUACAUUGAAUCACACGGAAGGGAAUCCUGGACCGAUGAUUUGGAUGUGUCUAAUACCGUGGGAUGGUUUACCUCCGCCUAUCCAAUUCAUGUGCCCGCCUGCGUCGCUCGCGAUUUUAUGUCUGCUCUGAGAUACACACAUGAGGCUCAGUGCUUUGUGCCAAACAAUGGACAUCCAUACUGGUGCCACCGGUUUUUGAAUCAGGAGCCAUUCGAGGAACACCACCCUAUGGAGGUAGUGUUUAACUUCACUGGACGAUUCCGACAAGUUGACCGAGCGGACUCCCUUUUUACUCGAUUAUCUCCUGUAGGCAAGGAAACAGCUCAUCCAGCUGCUCCAAGACUCUCAUUGCUCGAAAUAUUGGUGUCGGUUGAGAACAACCAGUUGCAGUUUACGAUGACUACACCGAGAUCGGCUAGGCAGUUGGACAAAAUUCAGCAGCUAUGUAGCAUCUGGCACGAAACCUUGCAUUUAGCGGCAUCUCAAUCGAAAGCUUGCUUAAAUGCCAUUUCUGCGCCAUUGAGUCUUAUUUCUCCAGACGAGGAAAAAUGCCUGCUACGGAACAACAUCACCGACUUCCGAGGUAUUGAGAGCGUAUACUGGGCGUCGGACAUCCAAAACCAUAUGCUAGAGAGCCAAGCCAAAGGCGCGUCGUAUUAUUGGGUACGAGGAAUAUGGAACUUUCUUGUUACGGAGAAAAAUAUUUCUGGAGAGGUAGAUGCGCGCCGGCUACAGCAAGCAUGGCAACGCGUCGUCGAACACCACGCCAGCCUAAGAACUGCGUUUGUGUUCGACGAGGCGGCAGGUGGCCACUUGGCAGUUGUCCGACGCAAGUGGACGAUACAAGCUCAUGAUGCACCAGAUCUUAACUUUGAUCGACUUCACCAAUUCGAGGUCGUGGGCGCACAGGGUAGCGAAGCCAAGUUCCGCCUUGAAUUCAGCCAUGCCAUUGUCGACGCGGGUUCACGUUCCACGCUCCUCGAAGACCUCAUCAAGUCAUAUUUACUUGGAGGAAAGAGUCUGUCAAGUGGUUGCGACGGCGAUUAUUACAAGUCCUAUCUCGCGAAGCGCGACCGUGACUUUUUGCAGAAGCAGGACACAGAUCCGACAUGUUGUGUGAUAACUCCGGAUUCGGCGUCAGCUAUCAGGAGCUCUGGCAAUGAACACAAAUCGAAAACUACGGCAUCCAUUUGCCACAUCCAUAUUAACAAGUCAGAUUUAUUUCUGGAGCAAGGCGUCACAGUAUCCAGUCUGGUCCUCGCAUCGUGGAGUUUGGUGUUAUCGCAGCACGUCUCAAAUCAAAACGUCGCUUUUGCCUACGUCUCGUCCGAAAGAUGUCUCGAUAUACCGCAGAUCGAGGGUGCUGUCGGCCUUUUUGUGGAUCUUUUCGUGCUGAACUUGGAUAUCGCGGCCACGACGACCCUGUUGCGACUAGUCAGAGGCAUACAAGAACGGCAUAUUGAGUUGAGCCUUCGGCGAGGCAAACAGCCUGUGCGUGCAGCGCAGAAUGCAGUAAAUGGCACCACUGCUGGCACGAUAAAUACUAUGGUCAAUAUUCGAAACUCGGGCGUCGAUAGCCUUCGUAUGCGGCGAGAAAAUGUCGAAGUUUCCAUGCUGAGCUUCGAAGACUCUUGGAAUUAUGAUGUUGUUCUUGCCGCGGACGUUGCUUCAGACGGGUCAACGAAGUGCUCCAUUCAAUACCGCGAGAGUGUGAUAUCAACCCAACUGGCUGCGAAAAUGGCCAGGAGUUUGCAGAUAAUUGCUGACGAGUUUCUCAAGAAUAGUGAAAUUACAUUAAAAGCAAUAUUUGCUUCUGCCAUAUUUCUUGGCCAUGGUGCUAACCGAUCACACAAGAGGAUGGCGUACCUUCUACAGACCCUCGACAAGUACGAAGUCUCAGCUGUGGCGGGGUUUCUUCCAGAACGUCGGCCGCUCUUAAAGCUUGAAGAUAGCUACUACGAACCAUGGGAGUCAGUAGCGUCAAAAUUGCCACAGUUGAUUCGCAGCGACACUCUCAGAGCUGAAAUUGCAGCUCUACCUGUACUGGACACCAUUCACCUGCAAAGCGAGCCAAACUGGCAACGAGCAUACGUUGUGCUAGGGUUUAUCUCAAACGCAUUUCUAUUUCAUAAACACCCACCUGCACAAAUCCUGCCACAAUGUAUAGCACAACCGCUGAUGGAUGUCGCCACGCAUCUUGGAUUACCCUGUAUUGCUACCUAUGCGGGUCAGACAAUCUGGAACCACAAAUGCGGCUCAGAGGGCGUGCCCAUGGAACUAGGAAGUCUCAAGACUUGCACUUCAUUUACAGGAAGUCCCGAAGAGUCCGCGUUCUUCUGCAUUUCGGUGGCCAUUGAAGCAGCAGGUGCUCCACUGAUACGAUUGCUAUUGAGCGCUAAUGAGGCUGCUGAACUGGGAGACUUUCCCGUACUGACUGAGCUACUGCAUGACGCAGCUGAAGUUAUAAGCAGAAUGACAUCGAUUCUACCGGAGAUGUACUCAAGGUGCAGCCCAAAGUUUUUUUACCACACUCUGAGGCCGUUUCUUGAAGGCACUGCUGGCCUGGCCGAUGUCGGCCUGCCACACGGCAUUAAAUUCCAGCUUCGCGAUAAAAAUGUCUACCAGAAAUUUCGUGGCCCGAGCAAUGCGCAGAGCGCGCUGUUUCAUUUUGUAGAUGUUGCACUGGGCAUAAAUCAUAUCGGGAAUUCGUUCCUUGAGGAGCUUUCAUAUUCAGAUCGUGACGCGAUAUGUAGUCGUGCCGGCCGCCUCGAGCAAAGGGGCACCAGACCUGUUGAGUUUCUCAAAGCUGUAAGGGCAGACUGCUUUCAUAUGGAAAGAGAGUAUGGCAAGCCUGAGCUAGGCGCCGAAGACAGACAGGCGACACGGUGA
Molecule: messenger RNA, 5415 nt
Organism: Penicillium canariense
Lineage: Eukaryota; Fungi; Ascomycota; Eurotiomycetes; Eurotiales; Aspergillaceae
Exons: 6
Coding region: 1-5415 (1804 amino acids)
Molecular function (GO): catalytic activity; metal ion binding; heme binding
Source: RefSeq, a predicted model, not a curated record